AUGCCACCAUCGUCGUUUCGAAGGGGGCCCGAUUACGAAAUGUACUAUACUGCAUUUUCCGUCAGCACAGUACUCGAAAGAAUCAGAAAGCAGGAGUCAAAAUUCAAGUUAGAUGAGAAAGAUCCUCAGACACUCGAGAAGUUCGCGGCCAAGGCUAUGUUAGCAAUCAGGGAUGGAAACCUGAAAGUGAUUCGAGUAGCCCACUGCAUCUCGAGCCCAUACGUCUACUGCAGAGAGAUGGGAUAUUACAGCUCAAUAAAGCUCGCGACUGAUGAAAAGGCAAAGGACGAGGCAGAUACAGAUGCAAAAGAAGUCAUGCUGGCACAUCUCAACAGUCUUUAUGCAGGGGAAACACCCAAGGAGAAAUCGGCCGCUAAAUUUACUUUUUAUGAGGAAGAGCAACAAGAAUUCACAGGACAUCUGCUAGAUUCGAGAGCACCUUCGGUCGAGGCUGAUGAGACUCAAGAAACACUCGAAGCACUGGGUGGUGACUUUGAGUAA
Molecule: messenger RNA, 501 nt
Organism: Aspergillus alliaceus
Lineage: Eukaryota; Fungi; Ascomycota; Eurotiomycetes; Eurotiales; Aspergillaceae
Exons: 1
Coding region: 1-501 (166 amino acids)
Source: RefSeq, a predicted model, not a curated record